CUUUUUUAACUUCAGGCCUAUUGUUAUUAGUCCACUAGCAACACCAUAUCUUUCUUUCACUUUGUUAACCAUUUGUGCGUCAAAUUGUUAAAAUAUAUUUUCGUAAAAAUGGGCAAGGUUAAGUGCUCAGAGCUGCGAACAAAAGAUAAAAAGGAGCUUUUUAAGCAACUAGAUGAGCUCAAGACAGAACUCACCAAUCUUCGUGUUGCUAAAGUUACUGGAGGUGUGGCCUCAAAGUUAUCAAAAAUCCGAGUUGUGCGAAAAGCUAUUGCACGAGUAUACAUUGUAUACCAUCAGAAAAUGAAGGUGAAUCUUCGCCAGCACUAUAAGAAUAAGAAGUACAAGCCUCUAGACUUGAGGCCCAAAAAGACGCGUGCAAUGCGCAAAGCUCUCACUAAACACGAAGCAAAAAUCAAAACCAGGAAAGAGAUAAGAAAGAAGUCACUAUUUCCUCCAAGGGUCUAUGCUGUUAAGGCUUAAAUAAAUUUUUAAUAAUUU
Achroia grisella is the source of this 498-nucleotide messenger RNA. RefSeq names its product large ribosomal subunit protein uL29 (gene RpL35). NCBI's taxonomy places the organism in Eukaryota, Metazoa, Arthropoda, Insecta, Lepidoptera, Pyralidae. Gene Ontology annotation, cellular component: cytosolic large ribosomal subunit; ribosome. Bases 109 to 480 code for a protein of 123 amino acids. Gene Ontology annotation, molecular function: mRNA binding; structural constituent of ribosome. Gene Ontology annotation, biological process: translation; maturation of LSU-rRNA from tricistronic rRNA transcript (SSU-rRNA, 5.8S rRNA, LSU-rRNA). The record is from RefSeq and is a predicted model, not a curated record. The transcript has 3 exons.